GCGGCUUCUCCUAGCUUCCCUGCCACCAUCCAAUAAUACGCCACCGAACUCCACCUUCUUACUACCAAAUCUCAAGCUAAAUUCUAUUGCCUUCUAAAGGCAAAAUUCUUGAAAAGUGAAAACCCCUUUAUUGAGGAAACAAGAAGGCGGAAAAAGAAAAUUCUUGAACCCUCACCCAAUCUUCAAUGGCAGCUCUUCAACUGCACCUUUACUUCCUUCAUUCUGCUCACACCCCAAAAGGGCCAAAACUGCUCCAUUUCAAGAAUCCCGUUUCACUUUCGUAUUCAAGAAAGCUUUUAUUUCACAAGAGAAUAUCUGGGUUCUUGGAUUCAAGCUAUUUUAGAGCGAACUCCGUUAACGGGCCCCACUUGUUGUGUUGCUUUAGCAAGGGAAAUGCAGAAAAUGAGACCCUUUUAGCUAAAGAGCAGGAGUCUGACAGUGAAAAUGAAAGGCCUCCUUUUGAUAUCAACUUGGCUGUUAUUCUUGCUGGCUUUGCUUUUGAAGCUUAUUAUACUCCACCUGAAAAUAUUGGAAAGCGUGAGGUGGACGGAGCAAAUUGUCAGACAGUUUUUCUUUCAAAGUCUUUUAUGCGAGAGAUUUAUGAUGGUCAGUUGUUCAUAAAGCUAAAGAAGGGGAUCAACCUUCCUGCUAUGGAUCCAUGGGGAACAAGUGAUCCAUAUGUGGUCAUUCAACUGGAUAGUCAGGUUGUAAAAAGUAAGACAAAAUGGGGGACUAAAGAACCAACAUGGAAUGAGGAAUUUGCUCUAAAUAUCAAGCAGUUGCCAAACCAGAUACUUCAGAUCGCAGCUUGGGAUGCAAAUAUUGUGACUCCUCACAAGCGCAUGGGAAAUUCUGGCAUUAAUUUGGACUCGCUCUUUGAUGGAGAUCUGCAUGAGGUGCUGAUUGAUUUGGAAGGAAUGGGAGGUGGUGGACAGAUAGAACUUGAGAUUAGGUACAAAAGUUUUGAGAAAAUUGAUGAGGAAAAGCAAUGGUGGAGGAUCCCCAUUGUCACUGAGUUUCUUGAGAAAUAUGGAAUUGAAAAUGCUGUGAAAAAAGUUUUUGGCUCUGAGACUGUGCAAGCCCGCCAGUUUGUGGAAUUUGCUUUUGGUCAGAUAAAGUCACUGAACAAUGAGUACCUUCCUAAUAAUUGGUUUUCAAACAGCAGAGUUGGCAACAGAUAUAUUAGUGAUCCUUCUGCAGAGUCAGACAUGACUCCUCAACCGGAGAGCCGUUCAGAGUUUUCUUCAAAUGAUAGAACUGACGAGGUAGUUGAAAAUGAAACAGGAAAUAAUACAGAAAAUAGUGGUGUGGAUGAUGGCAAGAACUCUUUAACCAUCGAUCAAGUUGGCGAGACCUUAGAAUCAGAUAAACAAUUCUGGCACAAACUUACUGAAACAGUCAAUCAGAAUGUUGUUCAGAAACUUGGUCUCCCUGCUCCCAACAUAAUAAGAUGGGAUACAUUUGAUUUAUUAAACAAAAUUGGUUUACAAUCACGAAAAAUUGCAGAGGCAGGUUAUAUUGAAUCUGGACUUGCCACUCCUGAAAAUCUGGAAAGUGGUAAUGGUGAUGCAAACACUGGACCAAUUUCUCCAGACACUGAUCAGUCAUCUUUUUCAAAUAUGAAGAAGGUGACUCAAGAUUUGUUACAACAAACUGAUGCUGUAUUGGGAGCAUUAAUGGUUCUUAAUGCCACAGUUUCUGAAAUAAGUAAAAGGUCAGGCUUGCUAGGAAAACAAGAUGACAAAACAGAUGCUUCAACAGAAUCUAGUGAACCAUCUGCAAGUCCACCAGAUGGAUUAGUGUUGGAUGAGGAGAAAGCUGAGGAGAUGAGGGCACUUUUUUCAACAGCAGAGAGUGCAAUGGAGGCUUGGGCAAUGCUGGCCACUUCGUUGGGUCACCCAAGCUUUAUCAAGUCUGAAUUUGAAAAAAUAUGUUUCUUGGAUAACCCAUCAACAGACACACAGGUAGCACUUUGGCGUGAUUCAGCUAGGAAAAGAUUAGUUGUUGCCUUCAGGGGAACAGAACAAGCUAGAUGGAAGGACCUCCGGACAGAUUUAAUGCUUGUUCCUGCAGGGUAAUGUCUUUGUUCUACAUAUCUUCUCUUCAUCCUCAUUGAACUUCUAACCAGAUAAAACUUCGAUAACUGAACUUGAAAGGAAGAUUACUGCUUGUACUUUGUAUAGUCGUAAUGCCAAUCAAUAUAUAAUUCUUUGAUUUAGAGAGAAAAUUGAUAUUUUAAGUCCAAAUGUUAACAUAUGGCGUAUUGAACGAUCAGAGAAGGAGAAGCAAUAAAAGUAUUCAUUUUAAUGCAGUGUAUUUUGGUACCAUUGUUUUGUUCAUGCACAGGAAGAGGAAGAAGGAUGAGAGAGAAAUAUCAAGACAUUAGACCAGUUAAAUCUUGUUGCACUUAUUCACACAUUGUUUGACUUGCCUGACUGUUGGGUUCAAGUUCUAUAUUUUGGGCUA
Molecule: messenger RNA, 2466 nt
Organism: Coffea arabica (coffee)
Lineage: Eukaryota; Viridiplantae; Streptophyta; Magnoliopsida; Gentianales; Rubiaceae
Source: RefSeq, a predicted model, not a curated record